Messenger RNA from Tarenaya hassleriana, 1789 nucleotides. Its product is annotated as zinc finger protein ZPR1-like. Gene Ontology annotation, cellular component: nucleus; cytoplasm. Lineage: Eukaryota; Viridiplantae; Streptophyta; Magnoliopsida; Brassicales; Cleomaceae. The record is from RefSeq and is a predicted model, not a curated record. Gene Ontology annotation, molecular function: zinc ion binding. The transcript is spliced from 17 exons. The coding region runs from base 169 to 1641 and encodes 490 amino acids.
CGAGUUCAGGUCAAGAUCCGACCGAUUAAACCCUAACCCGUAAAUUUUCUCUCUCUCCUUUGCAACUUCUAGCUCUUUCGCGAGGAAGCGUGAGCGGUGUGGUGACACAAGGUAAGAGGUGAACUCUAUUUCUGGAUUCUUUUUGGAUUGUGUGGAGAAUCUUCGGCGAUGAUGGAGAACGGAAACGAACCGCGAAUCGAUGUCAGAUCGGUGGUUGAAGCUGUCUCCGCCAAUGACGCCGUCGAUGCUCCUCUCUACGAAGUCGAGAGCAUGUGCAUGCGCUGCGGUGAAAACGGAACUACCAGAUUUCUAUUAACCUUAAUUCCUCACUUCAGAAAGGUUUUGUUAUCGGCAUUUGAUUGCCCCCAUUGUGGUGAAAGGAACAAUGAAGUUCAGUUUGCUGGCGAGAUCCAACCCCGAGGGUGCUGCUAUCAUAUGGAAGUUCCAGCCGGUGAUCAUAAGAUGUUUAGUCGGCAAGUUGUAAAAUCUGAGUCAGCUUCUAUUAAGAUUCCUGAACUGGACUUUGAGAUUCCACCAGAGGCUCAACGCGGAAGUUUGUCAACAGUGGAAGGGAUAUUAGUACGAGCUGCUGAUGAACUAGAAGCUCUUCAAGAAGAGCGCAGGAAAGUAGAUCCUAAAACCGCUGAAGCAAUAGACCAGUUCUUGACGAAACUGAGGGCUUGUGCUACAGCAGAGACAUCAUUUACCUUCAUUUUGGAUGACCCUGCUGGAAACAGCUUCAUCGAGAACCCGUAUGCUCCAUCACCAGAUCCAACAUUGACCAUCAAAUUCUAUGAGCGAACGCCCGAGCAACAAGCAGCAUUAGGUUAUCUUUCUGCCCCGUCACAGGCUGAACAAGCAAAUGAGGGUACCUCAUCUGUUGAAACAACAUUACCACAUGGAUCAAUAGGAGCAACAGCUGGACACAGGGCGAUUGCUCAGAGUAAUAGCACUGAGAUUGCUGAGAACUUGUUCAGAUACACUGCACCCGAAGAGGUGAUGACUUUCCCUUCAACUUGUGGAGCAUGCACAAAACGGUGUGAAACACGGAUGUUUGUGACUAAAAUCCCAUACUUUCAGGAGGUUAUUGUGAUGGCAUCUACAUGUGACGAAUGUGGCUACCGCAACUCUGAGUUAAAGCCUGGUGGUUCUAUUCCUGAAAAGGGAAAGCGAAUCACUCUCUCCGUGAGGAAUGUUUCCGAUCUUAGCCGAGAUGUUAUCAAGUCAGAUACUGCUGGAGUAAAAAUUCCGGAACUUGAUCUGGAGCUGGCCAGUGGAACCCUUGGUGGAAUUGUAACAACAGUGGAAGGUUUAGUCAUGAAGAUCAGCGAAAGCCUUGAGAGAGUUCAUGGAUUCACUUUUGGUGACAGUCUCGGCGAAAGCAAGAAGAAUAAGUGGAUAGAAUUUCGGUCCAGGCUAACUAAGCUCCUAAGCUUGGAAGAGCCAUGGACUUUGAUUCUUGAUGAUGGAUUAGCAAACUCCUUCAUUGCGCCAGUCACAGAUGAUAUCAAAGAUGAUGAUCAGCUGACUUUUGAAGAGUACCAGAGAUCAUGGGAACAGAACGACGAGUUGGGUCUGAACGACAUAGACACUUCCUCAGCUGAUGCUGCUUAUGUUUCCAUUGACACAGCCAAAGCUUGACCAUAAGCAUCAAAUUUUGUACUCUCUUUUUCUGUAAUUUAAGUCUUCACUGUUGUGUUAAGAGUGCACUAGUUGAAUACAAAGCCUUCUGUUUUUGAAUAAUUUGAUUGAAUUUUUAUUUUAUACAUUGGAAUAAUUUUUGGUUAUU